AUGCCUAGAGCAAAGAAUCAAGGAUCCUCAGAACCAAAGCGACGCAGCCGAACUGGUUGCUGUUGCUUGAAAACCGGUGACACCUGUGACUACAAGAUCAGGCUGAACUGGGAAGGCCGGAGGAUUAAACGCCGUGGCGGUGUCGAGGAAGCCGAGGAAUCGUUUCCCAUCCAAACGACCUUCAACAAUGAGUUCCUGGUUGACUACUCGGCCACCGAGAGUAUCGGCGUGCCACUUCAACGCUAUGCAACCGAACCGAAUCCAGCAAAUACUGGCCCUAUACGCUAUGAGUUUGAGCAUACUCUUUUCCAAGAUCUGCACCAAAACCCCGACUUCAGUUCGUCCGUUGUGGUGAAGAAGAAGGCCAAGUCUAUGGAUGAUGCGUUUUCUAUGGAUCGGACAUCCGCGGACCUCCGAUUCACUCUUGGCGGCGAGGACACCACCAUGACCACCACUGCCGCAGUUCAGAUCAACGGCGUCGCACAAAGCCCGGCUUCGACGAUAUCUACCAGCGAAGAAGCAAUAGCCCCUCGACCAACACAAAAUGACACCCGGAUGGAACUUUACUACCUCGACCAGGCCCAGUCCCCCGGCGAUCCCCAGUGGUCCAGCACAUGGAACACCGACGCCAUGAUGGGCUGCAUAACUUCAAGCUCGCCACAACUGUCCAGAGUGACUUCCUACACCAGCGACGAGAUGGCCCUCAAAUCAAUAUGGGGGGAUUCCGCAGCUGUCGAGACGUCUGAUCGUAGAUCCAGCGUUGAUGACGCAGGAACCGACUGCGUAGAAUGCCCGACCAGCCUUUCAUACAUGGCUCAAGUCGGCUACAGUAGUGCGCCCACUUGUAGCAUGAUGUGCCUCAUGAGCAGAGACCCAUGGAUGAUGGCCAUGGGAGACAUGAGCCGCACCCUAGCCGCACCCGGAGCCCUGGAGACGGUACCUGAGCAGACGACGGCAGUGAUUGGGAAUCCGCCCUGGUUCAUCAGCAGCGAAUACCAACAGACAAUCAAUGCGCUUCCGAAAGGGAUAUCACCCAUCCCGGACAAGCUGAGAGAUGAGACCAACAUGAUGUUCUUCGAUCACUUUGUCAAUUAUACGGCAAAAGUUAUGGCGCCCUAUCACAACAAAGAAGCUAAUCCAUUUAGCAACUUUAUGCCGGCCAUUGCAUUCCAAAGCGAUAUUCUACUGAGCUUGAUGCUGGCUUUCGCAGCCGUGCAUCGGUCACAAGUUUUGCGCAUGACAGAGCCUGAGCUACGCAUUGCUGAAUGGGCAGAAGACAUUUUCUGUGUCCUUCGAGGAAUGCUUGGUGACCCCGUCAAGACAAUCCAGGACGAUACCCUGCUAUCGAUGGUGCUUCUGACAUCGCUAGAAAAAUCAUCCCCCAGUACCUUUGGGGCGAAUAUUCCUUGGCAAAAGCAUCUCAAUCUCACGCGCAGCCUGGUGGGUAAGCGACUUGCUAUUCUCGGCUCGCAAAACGAAAGAAACGAAGAACUCUCUUUCAUUUUCAGUUGGUUUUCAUACCUUGACACCAUGGGACAAGUCAGCAUGGCCCCGUUGAUUGAGGGAAUAUCUCCCCAGACUGGUCCGUAUGACCUACUUCAGAAAAUCAGAGUCGAUGACGAGGAAGAGUUCGACUGCGUGAUGGGCUUCACCACGCACUGCGGAAAGCUUUUGGUUGAACUCUCUGCGCUGAUCAGACAGUGCCCCGGCGCACAAGAGCCGGAUGACGCUACCAUAAACGCGGCGCUGGACCUCGAGAGAAGAUUCAAGGAGAGCAUGAACAAGCCCGUCAAGGUUUGCCACCACCUCCGCAAGAACAAAGUUGACAUGAGAAGCCUCACCGAGAUGGACGCCGCCAGCCAAGCCUACCACUGGGCUGGCAUCGUGUACCUGCGGCGCCGCAUCCUGUGCAAGGGCUCGUGCGAUGAAGAGGUGCAGGACGGGGUGCAGAGAAUAUGGGAGUGUAUUCAACAUAUACGCAGAGAGAAGGAAGCCGACACGGCAUGCCUGUUUCCGCUAUUCGUUGCCGGGUGCGAAACGAACGAGGCUACUCAGCGCAAGCUCAUCCUCGCCCGGCUCAAGAGCGCCGAGAAGAGCGGCAUGAAACAGGUCAAGCGCGCUCGUAAGCUCAUGGAGGCUUCAUGGCGCGGCGGCCAGCCGUGGUACAGCUUGAUCCAAGAUGAGUAUCUUGGAUAA
This is a messenger RNA of Cordyceps fumosorosea ARSEF 2679, 2196 nucleotides long. RefSeq lists its product as hypothetical. Gene Ontology annotation, cellular component: nucleus. The coding region runs from base 1 to 2196 and encodes 731 amino acids. The record is from RefSeq and is a predicted model, not a curated record. Gene Ontology annotation, biological process: positive regulation of transcription by RNA polymerase II. Lineage: Eukaryota; Fungi; Ascomycota; Sordariomycetes; Hypocreales; Cordycipitaceae. The transcript has 8 exons. Gene Ontology annotation, molecular function: DNA-binding transcription factor activity; transcription cis-regulatory region binding.